AAGAAAAUUAAUUAAAGAAAUGGGGAUUCUCCCUGUCGAUUGAUUGGAGGAAGAGCAUAUACUCUUUCAUCUUCCGGUUAUUCUCCACCUCCGGCGAAUCCCAUAAAGAAUAUCCAAACGGGAUUCCGGACAGUCCCUUCUCCCUGGUCCCUCUUUCUCUCUCUUCCCCCUCUCUCUCUCUCACACACACAAACACACACUAGCUGCCUCAAUCAAACUCAAAGAUUAACCCAUCCCCCCAUAGAAUUCAAGAAGAAAAGAAUAACAAAUCCCCUAAAAAAAGAUUCUUUUAUUCCGAGUAACGACCAAUUUUCAAUAGUAUAAUUUGUAUUUAAACCAAAGCAAUAAUCAUCAUGUCCACUAAUUAUCUCUCUGCUUCUACUUCAUCUACCUGCUCUUAUAAAUACACUCCUACUACAUUUUUUCAUUCUGGAGUUUCUUCUUGCUCCUGUAAAUCAAGAAUUAGGAAACCCAUUACUCUAAUUUGUGUAAAUUCUGAGUCUUUGUUGUAUAGAAGGAGUAAAGGAUUGAGAUUCUGCAAGGAAAGAUCCUAUAAAGAUAGACUUUUUAUUGCAGCUACAAUGGUAAGCAGCGAUAUGUCUAUUACAGAGCACAGUGAAGAAGAAGAAGAAAAGGAGAACCCUCUUCCUUUGGUUGAAUGUGAGAUCAAUUCUAAGCCUAGGCGUAUUGCUCUUUUUGUUGAGCCUUCUCCCUUUGCUUACGUCUCAGGAUACAAGAACAGGUUCCAGAAUUUCAUCAAAUACUUACGAGAAAUGGGGGAUGAGGUAAUGGUUGUAACAACUCAUGAAGGAGUGCCACAGGAAUUUCAUGGAGCUCAAAUAAUUGGAUCAAGAAGUUUCCCGUGUCCGUUGUACGAAAAGGUACCGCUCUCACUAGCACUCAGCCCAAGAAUAAUAUCAGCAGUUGCCCAAUUCAAGCCUGAUAUUAUACAUGCAUCAUCUCCUGGCAUUAUGGUAUUUGGUGCUCUUGCCAUUGCGAAAUUACUCUCUGUGCCAAUUGUAAUGUCAUAUCAUACUCAUGUUCCUGUAUAUAUCCCCAGAUACACGUUCAGUUGGCUCGUCAAACCAAUGUGGCUAAUUAUAAAAUUUCUGCACAGAGCUGCUGAUCUUACAUUAGUGCCUUCUGCUGCAAUUGGAAAAGAUCUAGAAGCAGAAAACGUCACUACAGCCAACAGGAUACGCCUCUGGACCAAGGGUGUCGAUUCCGAGAGCUUCCAUCCUCGUUUCCGCUCCCACGAAAUGAGAUUGAGAUUGAGCAAUGGAGAACCAGACAGACCACUGAUAGUCCACGUAGGACGUAUUGGAGUCGAGAAGAGUCUAGAUUUCCUCAAAAGGGUCAUGGAUCGCCUUCCAGAAGCUAGAAUAGCUUUUAUCGGAGAUGGACCGUACAGGGAGGAGCUGGAGAAGUUAUUCUCAGGUAUGCCAGCUGUCUUCACAGGGACACUACAAGGAGAAGAGCUCUCACAAGCAUACGCUAGUGGCGAUGUUUUUGUGAUGCCAUCAGAAUCCGAGACAUUAGGGCUCGUUGUUUUGGAGGCCAUGUCAUCAGGGCUCCCCGUGGUGGCUGCUCGUGCAGGAGGAAUCCCUGAUAUUAUUCCCGAAGAACAACAGGGUAAAACGGGAUAUUUAUUCAACCCUGAAGAUAUCGAUGACUGUUUGAGCAAAUUGAAACCCCUUCUUUACGAAAGAGAACUGAGGGAAACCAUUGGCAAAGCUGCACGUGUCGAAAUGGAGAAGUAUGAUUGGAGGGCAGCUACUAGAAAGAUAAGGAACGAGCAGUACAGGGAUGCUAUUCUCUUCUGGAGGAAGCAGAGAGAGGAGUUCUUGAAACCGUUUCAGUGGUUGAUUCAGCGCUUUUCCAAGAAUACCCCUGCCGCGAUCGAAAUGUGAUCUUGUGUGUUUGUUUGGUGUUUUUAUUCUUUACAAUGUAAUAUAUUGUAUUGAUUCAAAUGUUUUUUCCGUGUAUAAAUAAGUUUGGAUUGGAUUCUUUGUGGCUAAAAUUGUCAGACUUUAUAUAUAAUUGAAUAUUCUUGAAAAACAA
Messenger RNA from Erythranthe guttata (spotted monkey flower), 2061 nucleotides. It is a transcript of the gene SQD2, whose product is annotated as sulfoquinovosyldiacylglycerol 2. Gene Ontology annotation, biological process: glycolipid biosynthetic process; sulfolipid biosynthetic process. NCBI's taxonomy places the organism in Eukaryota, Viridiplantae, Streptophyta, Magnoliopsida, Lamiales, Phrymaceae. The record is from RefSeq and is a predicted model, not a curated record. Gene Ontology annotation, molecular function: UDP-sulfoquinovose:DAG sulfoquinovosyltransferase activity. Gene Ontology annotation, cellular component: chloroplast envelope.